Messenger RNA from Copidosoma floridanum, 2239 nucleotides. It is a transcript of the gene cdi, whose product is annotated as serine/threonine kinase. Gene Ontology annotation, molecular function: protein serine/threonine kinase activity; ATP binding. The record is from RefSeq and is a predicted model, not a curated record. Gene Ontology annotation, biological process: protein phosphorylation; actin cytoskeleton organization. NCBI's taxonomy places the organism in Eukaryota, Metazoa, Arthropoda, Insecta, Hymenoptera, Encyrtidae. Gene Ontology annotation, cellular component: cytoplasm; nucleus.
AUGGGAGUGUGUGUGCACGAGGGCCAAUUGCACGCCCUGACCGAGUACAUAAACAGGGGUAGCCUCGAGCAGCUGAUAAUGUCCCGGCACGUAGAGCUGCCCCAUCAAAAGCGAAUGAAAUUGGCCCGCGACACGGCCUGCGGCAUGGCGUACCUGCACAGCCGGGGCCUCUUUCACCGGGACCUUACCUCGAAGAACGUCCUCGUGCGCUGCUAUCCCCGGGACGACGACGGCACGGAACAGCUCACCGCCGUAGUCGGGGACUUUGGCCUUGCAGCCAAGAUACCAGAUCCGAGCACCGGGUACAGACUUAGCACCGUAGGCAGUCCCUACUGGAUGUCACCCGAGUGCCUCAAGGGCCAAUGGUACGAUCACAGAUCUGACGUGUUUUCUUUCGGCAUCGUCGUAUGCGAGCUCAUAGGCAGAGUACCCGCUGAUCCGGACGUCCUGCCCAGAUCCGACAAUUUUGGCCUCGACUACCUGGCCGUAGCCGAGAUAUGCGCCGCCGCCGAUCCACCCCCGGCCUUUCUCCAGCUCGCCUUUCACUGCUGCACAUACGAGCCGCGGUCGCGACCAACCUUCCCGGAAAUCGUUCUGACCCUCGACGCCUUGAUCGCGAAUCACGAGGACGAGACAAAGACAGUGGUGGGCAAGCGGCAGUCGGUAGACCAGGAUAUGCUCAUGUCCAGCAUAAACACAGGGAUGAUGCGCAUGAUCGCGGGUGCCCGGAGCCGAGAACCGAGGCAGUUGGGUCGACGCCAAGCCCCGGCCACCAAGCCUCGCAGUCGCUCGGCCGACGCCCGAGCCACCUCUCCGCCCUCCUCCUCGUUCUCUACGUCGACCACCUCCUCCUCGUCCUCCAACGCCACCUCGUCCUGUCGCUGCUGCUGCGUCACGGGCAACAACCACCCGACCCCAAGCGACAAGGCGCGCUGCCACUCGGCCAGACGGGUCGCCGAGCUCGCCAGUAGACGCGACCCCCAUUACCGGCCCAUGACCGCCAAUCCCUUCCACGCCCUCGGCGGCGUCAAGAAGAUACUCGGUGACCUAUUCUCGAGCUGCCUGGAACUACCCUCGCUCGAGGACCCCACCAGACCAUCGGUCCCGGGUAGCACUGGCACUCCCAACAACCGUCCCAGGGGAACAGCGCAGCAGCAGCAACGGCCAUCCAACGACGACAACGCGAGUAUCCUGGUCCGCAAGAAGCCGAGCUCCGAGCCGAGCAGCCCCACCGCCCGCAAAAAAUGGGAAAAAAAGGUCGCGGCGACAAAGGUAGGGGCGGCGACGAGCUUGUUCGCUCAUCCUCUGUUCCGGGACGGUGGGGGCUGGGAGCCACGGCGCAGGGGCAGCUGCGAGUCGGGUUUUUGGAGCUGCGUUGGGGAAGAUCUGAGCCCGGAGCCACCGGCCAAUCACAGGCGCCACGCCUCGACGACCUUGAGCAGCUCGGCCGCCAGCAGUCUGUUUCUUCUGGACGACCACCGGACGAGUUCCAUCUACACGGACUCGAGCGAGGACAUUGCGAGCUUGGGGGGCAACGACUCGGCGACCUACUGCUGUGGCUGGGAGGAGCGGUUCGACAGGUGCGGCUGGGGACCCACGCACAGCAAGACCAUCGCCAAGAUCGUCGAGUACUUUGAGCGCAAGCACCAGGCCCCCGGGGCCGCCGCGGCCGCUGCUGCCGUUGCCAGGCUCCAGAUGAUGCAGCACUCGUCGGUGACCGUGCAAGCUGCUGCCGACUGCCCCCCGAGUCGGAUAGCCUUGCUGAGGGCGAGGCUCGAGGGCUCGGCGCCCCUCAGUAGUAUCAGCGCUGCUCAGAGGCUCGUUGUUUGCGAGGGCGCGGUGCGCAGCAAAUUGCCGCUAUUUGACAAAAAGUGACCACUGGCCGCGAGGGAGCUUCAACAAUUGAGGGCCCCGGCGAGCCGGUGAGCCACUUCUUACUGUUAUUGUACCGUCGACGACCGGAAUGCCGGUGACGAUGAUGAUUUCGCCUGAGCUCCUCUGUGCAAUGUUGUUUUGUUUCACGAUCCCCUCCCUGGGAUAGGGUAUAUUACGUUGGGUAAAUAUAUACAUAUACAUAUAUACGUUGAUCGGAUAAUAUUGUAACCUGAGUCGUAUUAUGAUUCAAGAGUAUCAACUUUCCUGUCAAUAACUUUGAAUAGCACACAAUUGCGCAACGAUCAUUUAGUUUCUGAACAGACUUUUGUUGUUUGGAAAAGAAAAAAAAAAAACUUAUUUUCGA